Truncatella angustata is the source of this 486-nucleotide messenger RNA. RefSeq lists its product as uncharacterized. The transcript has a single exon. Lineage: Eukaryota; Fungi; Ascomycota; Sordariomycetes; Amphisphaeriales; Sporocadaceae. The record is from RefSeq and is a predicted model, not a curated record. Bases 1 to 486 code for a protein of 161 amino acids.
AUGCGUCAAGGUACCUGCAGGGACUUUGGGCCUUGCCGCGGCUUCUUUGGUCGUCGCGGCGCGAAACUGUCUUAUAUCGUAGGGACGCCGCUGGUACCGUCUCGGCAUACCAGGCUUUUCGUAGCCGGAAUUUUGGACAAGCCGCGGGACAUAGGCGUGGAGCAAGCAGUGCACAACGGCAUGUCGCUGCUUCCCUCCGUAAUGCUGUUCGACGCGCUUCACGAUUCAAGGCGGAGAAACGCGAAUGUUGCAACGACGGAUGCGCUUCGGUGGUCUAGUAGCCCAUCUUGGUACUCGCUUGUCGUGCUUCAUGAGCCUCGGACGCUUGAGCUCUCGUACACACCAUUGUUCGCCCUUGGCAAGGCCCCACGGGACUGCGAUAUUCUGCGCGGGAGAGAAGGCAUCGGCCAUUUUCCAAGUUGCUCGAGUAUGGUCGUGGUUAAAAGAGUCGAGGUCAAAGACGUUCUCGAAAAGCGCAGUCGUUAA